UGUGUGCGCCGGCCGCCAAAAGAAACCGCGCCGGCUCCCCCGACUCGCCCGCCGUUCGCGCAUCGCCUUCGCUACGAGGCUCUUCUGUGGCGUUUCGCCGGUUCCUGUCGUGAUUAUUUGAUGUUCAAGGGAUUUAUUCAUUUGUGAGAAGUGAAAGUAGUAAUUGAAACGUAACAUCACUGACAAUAUUUCAGAGUAUAGGUUCGCCAUGGCAGGGAAACAAAAACAAACUGCACGGAGAUCGAGGAGCAACAUCAAUAAUUCCCAGUCUGCGGGGACCUCCCGGCUCUCCUGCCGUGCCCUGGCCGUGCCUGCCGUCGGAGCGGUGGCCGUAGCGGUGGCCGUGGCUCUCCUCUACCCCUCUCUCUGGGAGCCGGCCGGUGACCGGGCCGGCCCGGCGGCCGUCACCCAACAGGACCCGGCUGCCGGUGACCUCGGCCGGCCCGUGGCGCUGACUGCUGAGGAGCGACGGCUAGCUGACCAGCUGUACAAGCAGGAAGGCUUCAACGUGGUGGCCAGUGACAAGGUGCCGUUCGUGCGCCGACUGCCCGAUGUGCGGCCGCAGCUGUGCCGCGGUCGGACGUACGACGCCGACCUGCCUGCUGCCAGUAUCAUCAUCAACUUCCACAACGAGGUGUGGUCGGCACUGCUGCGAUCGGUCCACUCGGUGCUGGCCCGCACUCCGGCCCACCUGCUGUACGAGAUACUGCUCAUCGAUGACGCGAGCACCAAGCCGGAGCUGGGUGAGCCGCUGGAGCGGUACGUCUCCGAUCACCUGCCGUCCAAGGUGACGCUACACCGUCUGAAGGAGCGACACGGCCUGAUCAGAGGCCGACACUGGGGCGCCCAGCAGGCGUCCGGACCCGUGCUCAUCUUCCUGGACUCGCACGUGGAGCCCUGUGAUACCUGGAUCGAGCCUCUGCUGCAGCGGAUCAAAGACGAGCCUCACGCCCUGGUCUGUCCCGUGAUCGACAACAUCAGGGACACGGACCUAGCCUACCAGCCGGCCGAGCGAGUGUCCGGCGGGUUCGCCUGGUCCGGACACUUCGCCUGGAUCGAGGCCGGCGGAGCCGACGGAAAACUUCCCAGCGACGAGGCGGCUCCCGUCAGGUCUCCCGUGAUGUCUGGAGGUCUCUACGCCAUGAGCAGGGACUAUUUCUGGCACCUGGGAGGCUACGACACUGGAAUGGACGUCUACGGCGGAGAAAACCUCGAACUCUCGUUCAGGACGUGGCAGUGCGGCGGCGUGGUGGAGACUCUGCCCUGCUCCCGGGUCGGCCACAUAUUCCGCGACUUUCAUCCGUACUCGUUUCCGUUCAGCGGUAACCCUCUGGCGGCCAACAUGGCCCGUAUCGCCGCGGUUUGGAUGGACGAGUAUAGCCGCUACUUCUACCUGCACUACCGACAUACUGAGAUGCCCGAGGCCGGUGACGUCACGGCCCGUCGGGAGCUCCGGGAGCGGCUGCAGUGUCACUCCUUCCGCUGGUACCUGGAUAACGUCUACCCCAACAAGAUGCGUCUGGAUGAGGACGUGCUGGCGAGCGGCCAGGUGCGCUCUGCCCUGCGGCCGGACCUCUGUAUCGACACGCUGGUGAUCGACCGACAGAUCUUCCUCGGGCUGAACUCGUGCACCCAGCCGGUCGUCUCGGGACAGUACCUGACGCUCAGUAAGCGGGGCGAGCUGCGUCGCGAGGACAACUGCGCCUAUGCCGGCGGCGCCGGGCCCCACGCCGGCACCGUGACGGCUCCAAUGGCCCCGUGUACGAUCAAAGGGUCCGAGCAGCAACAGUGGAUCUACGACGGUCAGACUGCUCAGCUGCGCCACAAGGCCACCGGCCUGUGUCUGAACAGCUCCGGGGUGGAUGCCAUGCACCUUCUCUACCUGGCCACCUGCACGUCGGACGUCGGACAGAGGUUCACCUUUGAGAACGGACAGCUGUAGACGAGCGGUGUGCGGACGGACGGACCAGUAACGAUAGAGGUGGGAACGACGCGGAUGGAGGUAGUCCGUGGUCUGUCCGUGAGACGUGUGGUCUUUGGUCCUUGUGGGUCAUUGUCCUUGUGGCCAGAGGUCCGCAUGAGUUUCAGAUCCAUGUGGUCCCUUUCUCCAUGGUCCUUGGACCAAGCGGUUAAUUACCAGGGUAGUCCCAGGUCGGUUUGAUCCAGGUUCAUGUUGUCCAUGGCUCAUGCGAUCGUUGAUCCGUGUGGUCUAGAUAGAUCCAUGCGACCAGCGGCUAACCUGGCCCGUGGUUCUCGUGGUUCUCGUGAGUCCUGCGGUCCCACCCGUUGAUGAAUGUGGACCGCAGUGCCUUCCCCGCUCCUACGGAGUAUUCAGCUCCCAUGGGAUGCACUCUAAAUCAAAACGCAACCAGUCCCAUGGUGGCAUAUCAUUAGGGGGCUGUGCCGAUGAGAAGAUGCGGAUUUUACGAGCUUGAUAACGCUCAUUCCAGCGCAUUUAUUUAUUUAUAUCGGUUCCAAAUGGCAAUACCUCAGACUGCUACGCCUUGAGAAGAGUUAUUGCUUCGUUUUACUCAGUUGCCAGUCAAAUACGGUACAGAAGGCCGUCUUUUGUUUCUGUGCGCACUAGGAAGUAGAAUAUUUGCUUUCGUCAAGCUGUUGACGACUUUGUUCCUUACGCUUGCGAAACAACUACUGGUAAGCGAUGUGACCUUUAAUCUCAUUGGUAAAGAUCUGAAGCUUUCUUUUUUCGCACACUGCAAAUAAGUCACAAAAAUGUGGGCUUGUACUUUGUUCAUACGAGAUUCCCUUUUGUUACAAGCUUUAUUUAUCAGCAGUGGUAUGUCAAGGCUUUGUUUGAGAUUGGUAGGUACUAUGAGUCGCCGCUCAAUCAGAAAACAUGCUCCAUGUUUUCUUACCAAACGCAAGUGCCUUACCUUGGCGUGUUACCGAAUUAUUCCUGAAAGGGACGCAAUAUGUGAGUCAUAUCACAGAUCAGCAAGCCUUGCUUUGAGUGUUUAACAGGCCCGCAGUUUGCAUUUAGAAACACUAUGGCUAGUUCUAAACAAGUGUGAAGUGUCCUUGUUGUGUCCUUGCCGUCUAGCUCACUGUCUAUGUAGGACCAAGAGCUGCCGGUUCAAUGGCUGCUGCCGUUUCCAAUGGCUGUGUUGGAGCAGAUAUCCUGGGAAUUGAUAUCGCAUUUCCAUGAUACAAAACACGCUGUGCGCCGCAUCUAUCCACCGUCAAACGAUCAGAUGUAAGAUCAGCGCGCACACUAGACUGUGUUGUGGUGUUUGCUUUCCUCAAUGGGUGCUGUGCUGUCUGUUUGUGGUGUGGGUGCUGAAUUAAUAACUCACUUUUUACUCUCCAAGCAAAUAAUUUGCGUUUGAACGGACAGAAGCCACAGUAAAUCAAUAUUCAUACGGAUAGCUUCUACUGGCGUCGUUGUUGUGGUUUGCGAUUAUCUUCAUGUGUGUGCGUUUGUAUUUUCCUGGCGUAGUGCCGAGUUUGGAUGUGAUUCAAGCUGCGACCUCCACUGCCUCUACUGCGGGCCGUGGUGCCUUGGCGUUAUCCCCUGCCGCGAUAUAUCUGUGUUAGUAAAUUAUUAUUUAUUGCUAGACGCAUUUGUGUGAGACUAUGCGUGCCCAAACAGGGUUUUCGGCGGAUUCGCCGGGCGGCUAGCCAGCCGUGAUCAUACUUCGGGAGAGUGUGGGUCGUUUUGGUGAUGACCAGGGCAAAAAUAAUUUUGCUGAGGCUCAAUGUGGUAGAUGGUACCUUUUUUGUUACUUUGUGGUCUACUGUGAUUGCAUUUGGAUUUGUUUUGUAACUAUCAUGUCAAUAAACGCGUAUCAGGCGUA
Amphibalanus amphitrite is the source of this 3815-nucleotide messenger RNA. RefSeq names its product probable N-acetylgalactosaminyltransferase 9. NCBI's taxonomy places the organism in Eukaryota, Metazoa, Arthropoda, Thecostraca, Balanomorpha, Balanidae. Gene Ontology annotation, cellular component: Golgi apparatus. The record is from RefSeq and is a predicted model, not a curated record. The coding region runs from base 209 to 1942 and encodes 577 amino acids. The transcript has 10 exons.